CUGGCAGCCAGCUCUCACUCCAGAUCUGAGCUGUCCGCAGAAGCAACUGGAGGCCUCGGGAGAAACUCCAGAAGGAGAGACAUUUGCCAUGGCUGAACACUUCAAACAAAUCAUUAGAUGUCCUGUCUGUCUAAAAGAUCUUGAAGAACCCGUGCAACUGAAAUGUGGGUAUGUCUGCUGCCUCCAGUGCCUCAAUUCACUCCAGAAGGAGCCCGAUGGGGAAGGUUUACUGUGCGGCUUCUGCUCUGUGGUCUCUCAGAAGGAUGACAUCAAGCCCCACUACAAGCUGAGGGCGCUGGUUCCCAUCAUCAAGGAACUAGAGCCCAAGCUGAAAUCUAGUCUAACAAUGAACCCAAGGAUGAGGAAGUUUCAAGUGGAUAUGACCUUGGAUGUGGACACAGCCAACAACUAUCUCAUCAUUUCUGAAGACCUGAGGAGUUUCCGAAGUGGGGAUGUCAGCCAGAAUAGGAAGGAGCAAGCUGAGAGGUUCGACGCUGUACUGUGCGUCCUGGGCGCCCCUCGCUUCACUUCCGGCCGCCAUUACUGGGAGGUGGACGUGGGCACCAGCCAAAUAUGGGAUGUGGGCGUGUGCAAGGAAUCUGUGAACCGACAGGGGGAGAUUGUGCUUUCUUCAGAACACGGCUUCUUGACUGUGGGUUGCAGAGAAGGAAAGGUCUUUGCUGCCAGCACUAUGCCUAUGACUCCUCUCUGGGUGAGUCCCCAGUUGCACAGAGUGGGGAUUUUCCUGGAUGUAGGUAUGAGGUCCGUUUCCUUUUACAAUGUUAGUGAUGGGUGCCAUAUGUACACAUUCCGCAAAAUUCCUGUUUGCGAGCCAUGGCGUCCAUUUUUUGCUCAUCAACGUGGAACUCAAGAUGAUCAGAGCAUCCUGAGUAUCUGUUCUGUGAUCAAUCCAGCCAGUGCCAGUGUCCCAGUUUCUUCUGGGGAAAGGCAAUCAACAUUUGCACAUAACCAUCUUUAGGAAGUUUCUGUGCGCCCAUAGCCAUAGCCAAGAACUUUUCUGCUAGAUACACAUAGCUACAAAGGGAUAGAAGGGAAAGAGCCAUCAUUCUGUAAACCAUGAACAGAAAGCAGUUAUAUGAAUCAGGGGAAAAUGACAUUGUACUUAAAGUUUGUCAUGUUAUUUUCUUUGGGGCUUAUGUUUAUAUUUCUGUUCAAUAAAUAUUUUGAAAAUUCGGA
Messenger RNA from Pongo pygmaeus (Bornean orangutan), 1197 nucleotides. Its product is annotated as ret finger protein-like 4A. Bases 89 to 979 code for a protein of 296 amino acids. Gene Ontology annotation, molecular function: protein binding. NCBI's taxonomy places the organism in Eukaryota, Metazoa, Chordata, Mammalia, Primates, Hominidae. The transcript has 3 exons. The record is from RefSeq and is a predicted model, not a curated record.